GCUCCUUGGAGUGCGCAUGGCCCGUCAAAGACGGGCACCAAAGGGGUUCUCAUGGCUGCGGUGGUUCUCGCUGGCCUGGCCAUCAGCUCUGUUGGCAGCAGGCGGCGCUGUACAUUCCCGGCUGCACCAAGGCUUCCACAGUGUGACAAACGCAUCAUUUUGGUGGACAUGGAUGGCACCAUUGCCGACUUUGAUCAGCGAGCACUUGAGCUUUUGCAAGCACGAACCCAGCAAUCUUUGAAGCAGGAGCCAUCUGAGCUGUGCCACUUUCCACUGACCAAACAAUUUCAAGAGCACAAGGAAACGCUUGAAAGCAUCUACGUGGAGGAGAACUUUUUCAACUCCUUCAAGCCCAUCGAGGGUGCCAUUGAAGCGCUCAAGGAAAUGCAAGCACACCCACAGCUGGAGGUCUUUCUGUGCACCUCUCCUAUAGUACAAAGCAAGUUUUGCUCUCAGGAGAAGGCAGAGUGGGUUCGGAAGGCCUUUGGCGAGGACGGUGACUCGUGGGUCCGGCGGUUGAUCAUCACCAGCGACAAGAGUUGCUAGCUUGGCCACGUGCUCAUAGAUGAUGCUCCCAAAGCAAACGCCCACGUUCACUCGCCGACCUGGGAACAUGUGUGGUUCACGCAGCCCUACAAUGCUGUCAUGAAGGGUCAGCGGCGGCUGAACCAGUGGCAAAACUGGCGCACGGUGAUACUGGAGUAAAGCAAAUUUGGUGCUGGUGGCUUGGGUUUCAUGAUGGGAGAAAGCACCACAAGUUGACAGGUUUUAAGGUCAAUGUUUUGGUUGCAAGAUGCUGGACGCGUGGUUCUGGAGAUUACGUUUUCAUUUGGCUUUAGAAACUACAUGGUUCAGUGGAUUUGAAGGUAACGAGUGAAUCAAAUCGUUGCCAGUGUGCAUCUCAACUGUGUCCAUCAGCUUUGCUCGGUUGGAAGGAUGGUCAAUCACUGGGUGGGAGUAGAUCUUGACACUGUCCAAAUGGAGACGGACAUCUAGAGAGGAUGGCCAUGGCCGGGGAAUCUUUUUGCGGCCUUUUAGGCUGCCGACGUUUCAGCAAAGCAGACCUUUUCCGAGUGGCAACAGGAACACAACUGUUUGCUGGAGCUGCUGCUGAAUCUCCUAAAAUCUUGGGGAAUUGCAGUGGAUACAUUGGUCAUUUUAUUUGCAUGGAUGUCAAAUCUGGUGUUUAUGCCUGGCCUAUCGGCUGUGGCUGUUG
Molecule: messenger RNA, 1216 nt
Organism: Durusdinium trenchii
Lineage: Eukaryota; Dinophyceae; Suessiales; Symbiodiniaceae
Source: the annotation of a GenBank genome assembly